Molecule: messenger RNA, 972 nt
Organism: Anopheles nili
Lineage: Eukaryota; Metazoa; Arthropoda; Insecta; Diptera; Culicidae
Exons: 1
Coding region: 1-972 (323 amino acids)
Source: RefSeq, a predicted model, not a curated record
AUGCUAUUUGAGUCGGAAUGUGCAUUUUUUAUGUCGGCUGCGCUAGCACCGACCACGGUAGCAACCACCACGGCGUCACUACUGGUGGCUACAACAACGUCACAACUGACGGAGGCAACCAAAAGGACGACCGCUUUAUCGUCGUCGUAUUCGAGUGAUGGCACCUUUUCAAACGGAUUUUUCAAUAUAGAGCAACCACAGGAGUUAGUGUUUGAUUGUGGGCAACAUCAGCAGCAGCAGCAACACCAGCCAGAGCAGCUGCCGAAAUUGGAACAAGAGCAACAUCACAAAGCGCUACAGAUAGAGCAGCAGCAGCAGCAGCAACCAUCGCAACAGCAGCCAGAACAUCUACUUAAAACCGAACAAGAACCACUACCAGAGCAGCCACAAAACCGACAAGAUUCAUUAGACGUUCAGAAGGAUCAAUUACCACAAACGAUGGAAGUUGAAGUAAAACAAAAUCCCUUGCAAGAUCAACCGGCCGAAGUAGCCAAACCAACAAAAAAGAAAAAAGCUGUGCUGCGAGAAAAACAUCAGACCGUCGAUAUUCUGCCGUCUCCCAGCAAGUUGUUGGAUUUCGUCCCAUCCACCGAACAACUGAAGUCGGCCUCGGCACCUGAAGCGGCUACUACGAAACAGAAAUCGUCGGCAAAAUUGAAAGCAGCCUCCUCCACUGGUUCCGGCUCGAAAAAGAUCAGCCCCAAAACCCGAAAGGUGUCACUGGCGUCGAUCAUCUUCCGGCAGCUGAUGGCGGCCGGUGGUCAGGGAAUCGGCGUUGGCAUCGACAAGGAUCUCCCGUUUCCGGCGAGGCAGCGGCCACCGCCUCGUGCAGCACCAGCAGGACCAGCUGAAGGUAGUGGUGUGAAAAAAUCCUCCACCAAAGCGUCCAUUUCCAACACCAAGGGCAUCAGCUCGGACUCGUCCGGUGAUCCCAUGCCGGAGCAUUUUGGGUCUGCGAUCGAGGAAUGUUAG